This is a messenger RNA of Homarus americanus (American lobster), 825 nucleotides long. RefSeq names its product dynein intermediate chain 2, ciliary-like. Lineage: Eukaryota; Metazoa; Arthropoda; Malacostraca; Decapoda; Nephropidae. Bases 1 to 825 code for a protein of 274 amino acids. Gene Ontology annotation, molecular function: dynein heavy chain binding; dynein light chain binding. The record is from RefSeq and is a predicted model, not a curated record. Gene Ontology annotation, biological process: cilium movement; outer dynein arm assembly. Gene Ontology annotation, cellular component: outer dynein arm. The transcript has 4 exons.
AUGGCUACGUGCAUAGAUUUCCGGCCGGACAACGAGAGUGUGGUACUGCUGGGUGUAGACACCGGCGCGGUGUUCCAGUGCUCCACCAUCUGCCUGAGACACUCCCUCUACCGCUACGCUGCCCACUCCUCUCCUGUCCGGGGAGUCACUUGGAACACCUACCACAACGGCAUCUUCCUCUCUUGUUCCCUCGACUGGACCGUCAAAGUUUGGCUUCAACACUCUCCGUCACCGUUGAUCACACUGGACCUGGGAGGGCCGGUGGCUGGGGUGAGCUGGUCCCCGUAUAGCAGCAGUGUGUUGGUGGCCGUGACGGACGAGUGUCGUGUAUUUGUCUACGACCUGUACCUCCGUCGCUGUAGUCCUAUGUGCGUCCAGAACCUAGCCCAGCGGCGUCGACUAGCUGCCUCCUGCGUCGCCUUCAGUCCCUUCUACCCUGCCAUCAUCAUCGGCGGUGAGAGGAGCCACCUAGUGUCCCUGAAGCUGUCGCCCAACUUGAGGAGUGUACACAAAGACGCCAGUGAGCUUCAGGGAGAGGCUGGAUCAGCAGGCAAAGAGGCUGCAGAGCACUUCAAGCCCAUGCUGCUUGAAAUGAUCAAGGACAAAGGCUAUGUCCCGGAGCAAGUGUUUAACGCUGAUGAGACUGGCCCCUUUUAUGAAUGCAUGGGCAACAGAACCUACAUUACAAAGGCCCAUAAAGUUGCUCCAGGGCUUAGAACUUUCAAAUACAGGUUGACAUUGUUAUUUUGUGGUAAUACAGCUGGUUAUUUUAAGUGCAAACCCAUGCUUGUGGUGUUUGGAAGUCCAAUAAAAAGGCCUGUGUGA